Penaeus monodon (black tiger shrimp) is the source of this 471-nucleotide messenger RNA. RefSeq lists its product as uncharacterized. The record is from RefSeq and is a predicted model, not a curated record. The transcript has a single exon. The coding region runs from base 1 to 471 and encodes 156 amino acids. NCBI's taxonomy places the organism in Eukaryota, Metazoa, Arthropoda, Malacostraca, Decapoda, Penaeidae.
AUGAAGGUUAUCUCUGUUGACGGGCGCAUUCUGCUUGUGAGAAUGAAGAACACCCUGGGUUUCAUCUCUCCAGUGGCAGUGUACGCUCCUACUGCGAGAAGUGGGCUCGAAGAGAAAGAGAUGUUCUACACCAAACUUGACUUGACCGGGGUAUUGGUGGACUUCAAUGCGGUCACUGGCACUGACAGGGAAGGAUACGAGCUGCGCAUCGGUCCCUAUGGCUCUGGUACUAGGAAUAUCAAUAGCUCAUACCUCUUAGACUUUGCAAGAUCUGGGAGGCUGAGGAUUGAGGGUUCGUGGUACCAGAGACGAGAUUUACACCGUUGGACUUGGUACUCCAAUACUGGCGUUGUAGCUAAAGAGAUCGACCAUAUUCCUGUGGAUACUCGCUGGAGGAUUCUUCAGAACUGUAGAGCUUUUAGGAGUGCUGAGUUCUUUGCUACCGACCACAGACUUGUUGUUCAACACUAA